Aspergillus ochraceoroseus IBT 24754 is the source of this 1278-nucleotide messenger RNA. RefSeq lists its product as uncharacterized. Lineage: Eukaryota; Fungi; Ascomycota; Eurotiomycetes; Eurotiales; Aspergillaceae. The transcript has 8 exons. Gene Ontology annotation, biological process: mitochondrial electron transport, ubiquinol to cytochrome c. Gene Ontology annotation, cellular component: membrane. Bases 1 to 1278 code for a protein of 425 amino acids. Gene Ontology annotation, molecular function: quinol-cytochrome-c reductase activity; 2 iron, 2 sulfur cluster binding; protein heterodimerization activity. The record is from RefSeq and is a predicted model, not a curated record.
AUGCCCACCAAAGAUACAAAGGCCGCGUCGGGGCCUCACUCCACCUACGCUGACCAAGAAAUCACAGGCCAAAGUGCCCUUCCAAUUUCUCGCAUAAAAAAGAUCAUCCAGCUCGACGAGGAUAUCGUACAAUGCUCGAGUAACGCUACGUUUCUCGUCGCAAUGGCGACCGAACUAUUUAUCCAGUAUCUCACAGAGCAAGGACACAAUGUCGUCAAGUCGGAACGAAAGCCGCGUAAAACCAUCCAAUAUAAAGAUCUAGCUACUGCUGUUUCACGAAUCGAUAAUUUGGAGUUCCUUGCGGACGUCAUCCCCAAAACGACAACGUACAAACAGUUUAAAGAAAAGCGCGCGAAGGAGACCGCGAAGGAGGCAGAGGUCGAGAAGGGACAACGCACAUUGAAUGGUGCCGCACCAGCAUCGGCAGGCGACGCAGUGAGUGAGACCGAGAAGAGGAUUAAGGCACAAGCCGGAGAGGAGAAGAAAAUCCUCCCUCACCCGCACCCUCUCUCUUCGUCCAAAACCCCUCUCCCCCGCCGCCUCAACGGUCGUUGUCCUUUGCAAUUGAUCCGCAAUUGCUCUCUCGCCAUGUCUCUCUCCGCCGCUUCCACCUCUCUGCUGCGCGCCUGCGCCCGGCAGCAACUGUCUCCCUCUUCCCGCGCCGUCGUCACCUCCUGCCAACGGAACAGCUCCAGCUUUGACAGCCCCUUUGCCAGCAAGGACUCGACCCUGAAGAUCCCCGAUUUCAGCAAAUACUCCUCCAAGAAGAGCCCCCGCUCCAACCAGGUCUUUUCCUACUUCAUGGCCGGUUCCCUCGGUCUGGCCUCUGCCGUCGGUGCCAAGGCUACUGUUCAGGACUUCCUCGUCAACAUGUCCGCCUCUGCCGACGUUCUCGCCCAGGCCAAGGUUGAGAUCGGUCUCGCUUCUAUUCCUGAGGGAAAGAACGUCAUCAUCAAGUGGCGUGGAAAGCCCGUGUUCAUCCGUCACCGUACCCAGGGUGAAAUCACCGAAGCCCAGGACAUCGACUGGAAGACCCUCCGUGAUCCCCAGUCCGAUGAGGAGCGUGUGCAGAAGCCCGAAUGGCUUGUCAUGCUUGGUGUCUGCACUCACCUUGGUUGUGUCCCCAUUGGUGAAUCGGGUGACUUUGGCGGCUGGUUCUGCCCCUGCCACGGUUCCCAUUACGAUAUCUCCGGCCGUAUCAGAAAGGGCCCUGCCCCUCUGAACCUCGAGGUUCCCCAGUACAACUUCCCCGAUGAGGACACCCUCGUCAUCGGUUAA